This is a messenger RNA of Rhagoletis zephyria (snowberry fruit fly), 8471 nucleotides long. Its product is annotated as E3 ubiquitin-protein ligase UBR3-like. Gene Ontology annotation, biological process: protein ubiquitination; ubiquitin-dependent protein catabolic process via the N-end rule pathway. The record is from RefSeq and is a predicted model, not a curated record. NCBI's taxonomy places the organism in Eukaryota, Metazoa, Arthropoda, Insecta, Diptera, Tephritidae. Gene Ontology annotation, molecular function: ubiquitin protein ligase activity; zinc ion binding. Gene Ontology annotation, cellular component: ubiquitin ligase complex; cytoplasm.
ACUCGUAGUUACUUGUAUCGCAGCAUCACUAGUCGUGGCUGUCGUACUCGCGUAGUCAUCGUCAUUGGUGAUUUUCGUAGAAAUGCGUUGCAAUGUUCAGAAAUUGUUUUUAAAUUAAAACUUCUGAAAUAAUUCGCUAAUUUGUUUGAGUCAAAAUUGUGUAGAAAAGUUGGCGGAUGAUCAGUAAACAAAAAAGAAUAAAAUACAAAUGUGUUGAAAAUACCUAAAUUUGGAUAAAAUGUGCGAAUAAACUAUAAGAAAACUUCAGACAGGAAAACAAGGUUAAAAAAGGUGGGGAAGAAGUUCAAGUGGAAAAUAGAAAUCAAAAGAAGAAUAAGUCUAAACAAAAGAAGGAAAUUGGUAUAUUGAAGAAACGCAGUGAUAAUUUCCAUUUCGAUUCGUAAUUUCAGCAGCCGGGGAAAGUUGUGCGUGAGCUUUAAUUAAGGUUCUACAAGUGAAAUAUACAUAUAAGAAACUUCGAAGUGUCGACUGCUUCAUGGUGGGAUUGAAACCAUUGUGAAAAAUAUGCAGAGCUGGCACAGCCCUAAAACCGCCAUAAUAAUUUAAAGGGAAGCAGAAACAAUAGAAAUAAAAAAAAAAAAUUGAUUCCGUCAGUCACUGGCCAUAAAACUAGAAAUAUAAAAACGCUUUCAUAACUAAUCCCAAAGUGUCGAUUAUUGUUUAGUAUGGAUGAAGACGACAAUGCAUCCAGUGGUGGUGACACAAACCGUGAAUCAAUUUCUAAUGCUAGAGUUGAAGCAGGUGGCUUGCGAAGCAUUGAUAUUUCUAAUGCGGAAACAACCACAACGGAAGAAGAUGAGUCCGACGAUGUGGAUAUUUCAAUGGUAAUGAACUUACCAUCUGGUGUGUCUAUUAGCACUUCAGUUAGUUGAUGGGCNGCGACUGCAUCGGCACCCGGACGGGUUUCACUCGACUUCCCUGAUUGGGAAUCUGUGGGUGCGACAGAAGCGGAUGACGACUUGCUCACCGAUGCUUCCUCAAAUGCCUCGAACUCGGCAACUACUGCAGGGAAUCCGCCUGGUAGCGCUGGAGGAGCUAAGCCUAGCUUUUUCUUUGGUACAUCAUCAUCAUUUAGUUUACGAAGUCGCAAAGAAGUUGCCGCUCUUAUUAACGCAGAGUGCUGUCGUGGUGGAAUAACACCUGAGUUGGACGCCGUUAUGGACAAACUUUUCAAUCCAGGAACGCCUAUAGACAAUGCAGAUAAUAUAGAGUGGAUUCGAUGGUUAAUUGCUGGUGGUCGCACCCCUCAAGAAUUCGUUAAAAUUGUACGCAGCUAUGAUAAUCACGCAAAAUGUGGUCUGGUAUGGGUACCACAUGUAGUGGCGUAUCGGUGUCGUACAUGCGGCAUUUCACCAUGUAUGUCCAUUUGCCGCGACUGCUUCAAGAAGGGCGAUCAUACCAAUCACGACUUCAACAUGUUCUUGUCUCAGGCUGGCGGCGCCUGUGAUUGUGGCGAUACAUCUGUGAUGAAAGCAGAGGGUUUCUGCAGUGACCACGGCAUAAACAAUAGGGCCAACAAAGAGCCCGUGCCCUCUAAUUUACUCGCCGUGGCAGAAGCUAUAAUGCCAAAAUUACUUUUUCGAUUACUGCAGCACUUCCGGGAACACAGUGAUGCCACAUCACAAACGUAUAAUUUGGCCGCUUAUUCAUGCGAAGAGUUUGCAAAUAUGUUGAUCGAUCUUAACAACAUGGGCGAAAUAAUGCGCAAAGUGAUGACACGUGCCCUCAUAAAUCCUGAUGUCUACAAAUCUUUUACGGAAUCUCCCUGCUUGGAUACACGGCAUGGAAGAUUUUUAAAGUCGAAUCGCGAGAAGUAUGAAGAAGCUGUAAACCGAUUUCCCCGUCCUGAACCGCCCGACGAUUAUAAGCACCUGCCUGCUUUAGGAGAAAAGCUCGUCCAUACAACUCUUUUGGAAGAAUUCAUUUUUUGGACAUUCAAAUUUGAAUUCCCUCAAAACUUGGUUUGCUUUUUGCUUAACAUGCUGCCCGAUCAAGAUUAUAAGGAGCAUCUUACUCGUACUUUCGUGAUGCACUAUAGCCGCAUACCGUCCGUAUUGGAAAUGUCACGCGAUCCAGAUACACUUAGUAACCGAGUUGUGCACAUGAGCGUUCAACUGUUUUCCAAUGAAAGCUUAGCUUUGAAGAUGGUUAAAGAACUGUCCUUACUGCAUGUAAUGAUAAUCAGUCUUAAGCUAAUGAUGUCAAAGAUACUCAUACAAAAUACAUUACAUGACCCGAACAAGAAUUUCCAUUUCGUAAUUGAUUGUACACGCCAAGUGAUGAAGGAUCAUUGCUACUGGCCUUUAGUGUCUGACUUUAACAAUGUACUCUCACAUGAAUCAGUGGCCCUAGUAUUUUUGCGUGAUGACAAUUUGAUCGAUAUGUGGUUUCAGUUUCUUUCAAUGCUGCAAGGCAUGAAUGUAAAUGUGCGAGAGACAACGUCCCAUGUGGAGUUCGAACCUAAUUCUUAUUACGCCGCCUUCUCGUGUGAAUUGGAGGCAAGCGCUUAUCCCAUGUGGUCCAUAAUAUCGCAUCUGCAGGACGGCACUCAUGCGCAUUUAGCCAAGAAGAUAAUUACGUAUUGCGUUAAUACUCUGCAUGAAUGGUUGGAUGCCAUUUACUUUUUGGAACCAAAACUAUCGCCGGACGAAAUGAUGCAAGCUUCCUUUCAUUUUCCACUUCAUCGUUACUUGGCAGCAUUUCUGUGUCAAGCUGUUACCAAAAUGGGAAUGUCUCUGUCGGAAGUGUUGCCCACAAGGUCGUACAUAUUGCCACUCUUAAUGAUACAUCCUCUGAGAGUGCAGAGCUUCUUUUAUGAGAUAUUGGCGGGGAAAUGGGUUCGCAAUGGCUUACAAAUCAAAGGUCAAGCUAUGACUUAUAUACAGGCGAACUUCUGCAAUUCUAUGGCCGACAUGGACCUCUUUUUUCUGCAAAUCUGUGCUACGAACUUGCCACAGUACUUCUUUUUGCAGAACACAAUCGAACUGUUUGGUGUGGGUCAGUGGCUAGAGUUGGCACCACUGAAGCAGCCCCAAAAGAUGGAGCAGUGCUCGAUGCUAGAGGGAUUCCUAACAUUUCUGGCAACGCUUGUUACCAGUCGUACCAAUCUUGGCAACGACGAGGCUACACAAUGUAUAAUUGAGAUCAGCGCUUUACUGGCUACUGAAAAUAAAACACACUCACAACUCUUAGAAUUAAUGCCUGAGAGAUCGGGUAAUGUACAUACGAAAAACUUCGAAAAUUUCCUUAAGAAGUUGUCUGUAUAUAAAGCGCCUUCCUCCGGCUCGGAAAACUUGGAACAAGGUCUUUUCACGCCAAUAGAUGAUGUGUGGGAGGAAUAUUAUGACCCUUUGCAUGUGCUACUACGUGCCGUACAUCGGAGGGAUUUUCAAUCUUCCCUCGAUCGGUUUACAAAUUACGUCAAGAGUAAGAAUAAGAUGCCCACGAGCGGUAACUUAUGGCCACCGUUUCGCAUGCCACGUCCUGUAGGCGCUGCUUUCAGCGAUCCAUGUCGCAUUUUGAACUCUCGGGUUUUUCAUUCUACCAUACUUUCAAUUUUGUUUCGGGCGGUGCACUCACGCGAUGUAUCUGAGCAUCUGUUAGCUCUGGCAAUUUUUCUCUUGGAGGUCGCUGUCGAAAAGAGUGAGGACACAAAUGGCGCCAGCAAUGAUAAGGCUGCUGUAGUGGAAUGUGAACCGAAAGGUAAACCCGGAUAUCCAUUUGCAAUGAGGCGGGAUCCGCCCAAACUUUUCCAUUGUUAUCCGACGGAUAAUCUAAGCUGCAAUUUGCGAUAUGUCGUUACGAAACUUUCCUUAAAGUCACACGAGCCGCAGGUUUCGCCAGCGAACUAUCGUUCGAGUCAAUUUUACGGUGAUUUGGAUUAUGAUGUGGAAACAGAGACGACGGCUGCAUUGCCUAUGAUCGGUGGCAGUGAUGACGACUUAGACGACGAUUCGAUGAGUGUGAGUGUGAGUGUGGCGGGCGCAACUUCGACAGCAAUGGUGCGCAUGCAGAAUAUGGAAGUGGCUUUGCCACCGGAUCUAUCUGUGGUGCCCGAACAAGGAUUGGUCAUUAGACAAGAUAGUCAAGAAGACGAUACUCUGCGAGACGACGAUGAUGCUAUUGAGGGUGCCGCACCGUCAGUUGGAUUUCGUUUCUCGCUGCAACCUAUCACAUUGCCCGAGAGUGGAAUGGAAGUGGCUAUCCGCAGAGAAUUACAGUUACUGGCUGGUGGUAGUGUAGCGACUGGUGGGAGUGUGGGCGCUAGUGGUACAUCGGGCGGAGGCUUAAGGAGGGCUACGGAAGCUCAACAACAUCCGCAACAGCAAAAUGAAAUGUUUUCACCAACCAGCAAUAAUAGCAACAGCAUGCUGUUGCCAUUUCAGCGGGUGCAACCUGUGGCUGUGCCGGUCGGUAGUAGAAGCAUAGUGCCCACAACAACAAUGCGAGGAGUUUUAGGACGACGCACCUUCGAUUCGAGUACUCGAAAACGGACUACACAGUUAGUAGACAAUGCAAUUGGGGGACAAAACAAGGACGAAGUUCUCAUAGAGGAAAGUAUACUUUCGUUGCUUUUAAAGCUACAUUCUCAACUAAGUGGUACAUUGGAUAGCUUCUCAUUGAGUGAUGUUGAAGAUGAGGAGGAAGAAGAAGAAGAAGAUUCUACAGAAGGGACACACAUUGAAGAGAGCGACGCGGAAAAUAAGCACAAUAAAAGUGCGACAUGUGAAUUGGGAAAGUCCGCAGCAGCAUCAUCAACAAGUACAUCAGGCAAUGCAAGCGUAUUGAAGGUAGACGAAUGGAGUCAGAAAGCGGGUAACGCUUCGAAUUCUCCUACUGCCAUGGAUAUAGACUGUUCGGAGGCAAGCACUUCGGCCGCAGCUUCCAACUUGAGUUUUGAUUCUAGUCAACGCGAACAACCGUACAGCAGCACAAUAAGAAAGCGAAAUCGUAAUUAUAAAAAAAUACGAGUAUCCGAUUCUCGAAUUGGGGAUGGUCCAUAUUUUAUUGGUAAUCUUAUACGUAAAAUAGCUAAGCGUGAUGAGUUGUGUGCACAAAGCAUUGAUGAGAUACGUUCGCGCCUUUGGCCGAACCAACGAGAAAAGCAAGCGGAGCAAAGGGCCCGCGAAGCCAGGGAAAAGGAGGAACGUCGGAAGCGCGCCCGCGAACGGCAAAUGAAAAUGAUGGAAGAGUUCGCAAAUAAGCAGAAGGAGUUCAUGCAAACGGCGGCGCAUAAUAUGGAGUGUGGCCUGGACGACGAAGACGAUGAUUUGUACGAAGAGCAGCCGCGCGAAAAAGAGUAUGACUGCAUUAUUUGCAAUUGCACAACACCCAGCACGGAAUCCAAUCCUAUUGGGCUUGUGGUAUUGGUUGAAUCCAGUGGCAUUGUUGGACAUCGGCGUCGCACCGCUGAACGUUUGCCAUUGCCGCUUUGUCACGAAGACGAGGAGCGCCUAAAGCUGACCACAAGGUUAGCCACUGAGUUCAAUCGACGAACUGAUUUGCUAAGUUUAAAAUUUGGCGAAGAGUCUUGGUAUCUCUCCAACAACAUGGCCUACGAGAAUGGUGUACAUGUUCAAUCGUGUGGCCACCAUGUUCAUCUCACUUGCCUGGAUGCAUACUUGAAAACACUCUACGCCACUCAGCGCCAGCAUCAGCAUGAACGAGGCGAGUUUUAUUGUCCGGUAUGCAGACAGCUCUCUAACUCGGUGUUGCCAUUGAGUCCUCAACUAGACAGGCCCACUCCCAUGGUGCGCUCGGGCACUCAACCUUUCGAGCAACUAGUAGCCGAGUUGACAAACUUAAUCAAAGAAAAUGCGCGCCCAACGACGUCAACGAAACUCUCGGAAGCCAUGGGCCGCGCCAUGGAAGACAUGACAAAUAUAACUCAUCGUAAAAUGAAGCGUGUGCCACCCACGUUUCGAAGUUUAUUUAUCUUUGUUACAUCGAUUGCUCGCACGAACUUAGAGUCUGAAAUUAUACAGCGGGGCGGUUCUCUGUGCACAACUAAUGCAACGCGUUAUAAACCAAAACGUGACUGCAUUGUUCCUCUGUUGCAUGUGUUAUCGGUGCACGUGCGGGUGCUGGUGGAAUGGCCAUUAUGGCGAUCGUGGGCCUCACUUGCUGGAUUACCUGUAACCGAUGCGGCUCCAGUGCCUUCACAUUGUCGCGAACUGAUACCCAGCCUUUUAGCAGAUCCCAUAGCAUUACUUUUGAAAUUUAUUUUAUUAGCUCCUCUACAUCUGGAUCAAGAUUUCUUCACAUGUAUGGUUAAGGUUAUGUACAAUUUGCUCUACUAUCAAAUAGUUGUACAACUUUGUGUUACGCUCACUGAUUUAGAAUGUGAUUAUAUCAUAUCGAAAUAUAACAAGUCUCCUUCCACGGAUGAUGCUGAUACGGUGGCGUCCAACUCAUCACGUUCAAGCGGUGGCAGCUUAUCGAAUAUGCUCUAUUUGGGACGCGCUAUGGCGUUAGUACUGAAUCACACAAACCGUAUGUCACAUUUACGUCGCGAAUGCAUACCCAGUACUUCAACAGCUGCUGCGGCUGCAGCUGCAGCUGCGGCGUUGGCGGCUUCUGCACAAUUAAAUGCAUUAGCUGGAGCUUCCAAUACCGAGGUCGAAGUAAAUAUGAAAUCCAUGGAAGCUCAGUUGCAAACUCUUUGCCUACCAUUUCUGCGCAUUGCAGCAUUGCUGAGGCAGCAUCUUUACAGGCACGACAUGCCAGAGAUAUCAGCUCCAGGCUUAGAGUUUGUGCGACUGGUUUAUUACUUGGAACUCGUAACUGAUUCAAUGGACUGGGACUGUUUUAAUGCUUCGAAGGGCCUCUGCUUCAUUGCUGGAACAGAACAAACUUUGCCCAAGUUUUGGUGUGAGCAAUUAAUGUAUAUAGGGCCACCAACCGAUACAGUGCGAGAGCUCGUCAUCAUGAACCAGCAUGCAUCGUGGCAGCAGCCGAAACUCCUCGAGUUACCACGCGAAUAUGAGCGCUUGUUCACGUACUACCACGAACGUCCAUGUCUGAAUUGUUACAAAGUGCCAAAGGAAAGCUCCAUUUGUUUAUUAUGUGGUACAAUUGUGUGUCUGAAACAAACAUGUUGUGCGGAAAAUGAUUGUUGCGAAGCUGUUCGGCAUACAAUAACCUGUGGAGGAGGAAUUGGAAUAUUUCUUGUAGUCACAUCUACCUACAUAAUAGUGAUCCGUGGACGACGUGCCUGUCUCUGGGGCUCACUGUAUUUAGACGAUUUUGAUGAAGAGGAUCGAGACCUUAAGCGUGGCAAGCCACUGUAUCUCAGCCAAGACCGUUUUAAUCUACUGGAAUCACAAUGGCUUUCGCACAGAUUUGCGCAUACGAAACACACUUGGGUAUUCCAUCGGGAUUUGUUGUGAAACUGGGAAGUACUAAGAAGGAUUCAAGAGUUAGUAGGACAAAUCUAUUUAAAUCGUUGAUCAGCAAAAAAUGUAACGAAAUACGUAUAUUAUGAACGAUAUGUUCAAGUCUAAUUUAUAAUAUGAAAAAACUGAAAAAUCUCGAAGAUUUUGCGAAGCAAAGAAGUAAAUAAUCUGUCGCGUUUUUAAAAUGCGUUGCAAACAGUUAAAUACGGCAAAUAAACGCUUUGCUUUUACAUUAUUGAUAAGCUAUAGAAGUUUCAGUUGAAUAAAUUGCAGGUUAAUUAUGUUUAAAUAACGUAGAUAAAGAAAAAAUUUAAAUCGGCUUAAGUGAAGAAGCUAGGGUGUCAAAAACAAGAACUAAUGCAUGUGAAACGUUUAAGCAAAAAUCAAAAGGUAGCUUAGAAACUUAAGUGUUAUCCAAUUACAAGCUUUGUAAGAAUAUUCAGAUAAUGCUGAAGUAUUCUUUGUAUUAAUAUUACAAUAACUGGAGUAAUAGGGUUCGAAAAACUAUACAUAUAGUAGGAUAGAAGACAUCCUCGAUAAAACUGCAUAAAAAUAAAAUUUAAAAAACAUAUUACACACACAAUACAUAUGCACAGUUUAAAGAAAAGGUAUCUUCGUCAAAUUAUGAACCACUUGUAAUGACGAAUGUGACGAUUGCAAGCCGGUCUUGGCGUGCUUGUGUAAUUUAUGUAUACAAAGUUAUGAACAACUCAUUUGAUUAAGCCUAAACAAAAGCUAAUUAAAAAUACAUACAAAUGUAAUAGUUUAAAACAUAACAUAUUUAAUUUCAUUUAUGUGAUAUAAAAUAAUAUUAAUUAUGCGACAAUUAAAAGAAAGAUGCGAUGGAACUAAAUGUAUUUGAAUAUUCGGAAUGAGACUCAUUAUUUUCAUAUUGCACUCGAAAUUAGCAAUCAUAUUAAUCUAAUUAAAUUAAUGGGUGACAUUUGAAUAUCGAUAAUGCUCUUAUAAAUAUUUAAUAUUAUCCUUAGGUAGAUGAAGAUAAAAAUUUCUUGCAAAAACAUACGUAUAUUUAAGAAAAAUAAAUCAUUAUUUCAA